AUGAACGGAGAUUCAGAAAAUUCAUCAACGAAUAAGUUCGUCCCUGAGUACAGAAGAACAAACUUCAAGAACAAAGAGAGAUUCUCAGCCGAUGAGUUGCGUCGUCGUAGGGAUACUCAGCAAGUUGAACUGAGGAAGGCCAAGAGAGAUGAAGCUUUGGCGAAGAGAAGAAAUUUUAUUCCUCCAAGUAAUGGAGCGGACUCGGAGGAGGAAGAUGAUGCUUCUGCAUCUGCUGACCAUCAGUUCUACAGCCAACUGCAAGUUGAAUUGCCAGAAAUGAUACGCCAAAUCCAGUCGUCUGAUAUGCAAGAACAGUUGGCAGCAACUGUCAAGUUUAGACAAAUUCUCUCCAGGGAACACAGACCUCCAAUCGACAUGGUGAUUCAGUCAGGCGUUGUGCCAACGCUGGUUAACUUUAUGAAUGAGAACCAGCCAGAAAUGUUGCAAUUGGAAGCUGCCUGGGCCUUGACGAACAUCGCUUCGGGUACAUCUGCGCAAACAAAAGUAGUUGUCGAUGCUGGUGCGGUGCCUCUUUUCAUUCAGUUGCUAUACACGGGUUCUGUGGAGGUACAGGAACAGGCAAUCUGGGCUUUGGGUAAUGUGGCUGGUGAUUCUACAGACUACAGAGACCAUGUCUUACAAUGCGGUGCCAUGGAGCCUAUCUUAGGGCUGUUUAAUACAAACAAGACCUCUCUUAUCAGGACUGCAAUCUGGACCUUGUCUAAUUUGUGUAGAGGUAAGAAGCCUCAACCGGAUUGGACUAUUGUAUCCAAGGCUUUGCCUACGUUGGCUAAACUAAUUUAUUCAUUGGAUACCGAGACAUUGAUAGACGCAUGUUGGGCCAUUUCAUAUUUGUCUGAUGGCCCCCCAGAAGCGAUCCAGGCCGUCAUCGACGUGCGAAUCCCUAAAAGGUUGGUGGAGUUGUUGAAUCACCAAUCCACUUUGGUUCAAACCCCAGCUUUGAGAGCGGUCGGUAACAUCGUUACCGGUAACGAUUUGCAGACCCAAGUGGUCAUCAACGCUGGUGUAUUGCCCGCCUUGAGAAACCUCUUGGGCUCUCCAAAGGAAUCCAUAAGGAAAGAGGCCUGUUGGACAAUCUCCAACAUUACGGCAGGCAACACCGAGCAGAUCCAAGCUGUUAUCGAAGCCAACCUAGUGCCACCCUUGGUCAAAUUGUUGGAGACCGCGGAUUAUAAGACAAAAAAGGAGGCCUGCUGGGCGAUCUCCAAUGCAUCAUCCGGUGGGUUGCAAAGACCUGAGAUCAUAAGAUACCUAGUGUCUCAGGGCUGUAUAAAGCCAUUGUGUGAUCUAUUAGAAAUUGCGGACAACAGAAUCAUUGAAGUGACACUCGAUGCUCUCGAAAAUAUUCUCAAGAUGGGUGAAGCCGACAAAGAGGCGCGCGGAUUGAAUGUCAACGAGAAUGCAGACUACAUAGAGAAAGCUGGUGGCAUGGAAAAGAUUUUCAACUGCCAGCAAAAUGAAAACGACAAAAUCUACGAGAAGGCUUACAAGAUCAUUGAGACCUAUUUCGGUGAGGAUGAGGAUGCUAUUGAUGAAAGUAUGGCUCCGCAAACCGCUGGUAACACUUUUGGUUUCGGCUCUAACGUCAAACAGCAAUUUAAUUUCAACUAG
Torulaspora globosa is the source of this 1632-nucleotide messenger RNA. It is a transcript of the gene SRP1, whose product is annotated as karyopherin alpha. Gene Ontology annotation, cellular component: cytoplasm; nucleus; nucleoplasm. The record is from RefSeq and is a predicted model, not a curated record. The coding region runs from base 1 to 1632 and encodes 543 amino acids. Gene Ontology annotation, biological process: NLS-bearing protein import into nucleus. Lineage: Eukaryota; Fungi; Ascomycota; Saccharomycetes; Saccharomycetales; Saccharomycetaceae. Gene Ontology annotation, molecular function: protein binding; nuclear import signal receptor activity. The transcript has a single exon.